Messenger RNA from Rotaria sordida, 1071 nucleotides. Lineage: Eukaryota; Metazoa; Rotifera; Eurotatoria; Philodinida; Philodinidae. The record is from the annotation of a GenBank genome assembly.
AUGGAUUAUUGUAUUCAACAAUAUCAAAGCCUUUCUCAAGUUGAAUCAGGUAAGAUCCUACUCCUUUCUUUUGUAUCUCAUCGAACAGUUAAUCAAGCUAAUAAUAAUAAUCAUCAUGAAUUGAAUAAUAGUCUUUUACCAAUAAGUCUUAAUAUACCAAGUUCAUCAUCAUCAACAUCUUCAAUCAAUUCAAUAUCAACUGUUCAGAAUAAUGGACAAAUUAAAAUACAAUAUGAAAAUCCAACAACUAUGAAUAUAACAUCAAAUACUUCUCUAUUAAGUUCUACAAUUUCAUCAUGUUCAACAAGUCCAAAAAUUCCUAAUAGUGAUAUAACUGAAAAUCAAACAUUAGUUAGUUCUCCAAUAAUUCAACGACUUCCAUCAUUAGGAAUCGAUAAUAAUCAACAAGAUCAAGAUAAUAUUAAUUCAAAAAAUAGUACAAAACCACCAUUUUCCUAUGCCCAACUAAUUGUUCAAGCUAUUUUAUCGGCACCUGAUAAACAAAUGACUUUAAGUCAAAUAUAUAAUUUUAUAUCAGCACAAUAUCCAUAUUAUGAAGCAAAUAAUCGUGGUUGGCAAAAUUCUAUUCGACAUAGUCUUAGUUUAAAUCGUUAUUUUAUUCGACUUGCUCGUAAAGAAAAUGAUACUGGUAAAGGAAGUUUUUGGCGUUUAGAUGAAACAUGUGAAGAAAAAUUAAUUGAUCAUGCAUUUCGUCAUCGAAAACAACGUCGAAAUUCAAUAUCAUUUAAUUCAUCUCAAAAUGAUACUAAUUUAAAUAAAUCUGAUGAUGGACAUUCACCAACAACACAAUAUCAAAAUGAUCAAACAGAUUUUUUAUUAGCUGAUAUUCAAACAAGUAAUCCAUCAACACUAUUAUCACCAAUGACAAGUCCAUUAGUUGGACCAAUUAUUGAAGCUAUAUCACCUAUUAGACAAACAGAAGAUAAUAAACGAAAACGUGAUGAUGAUGAUGAUGAUGAUGAUAAUUUACAGUCUGAACAACAAAUAGAAGAUUUAUUACAUAGUCUUAUUGCAUCGAUUGAUGAAACUGUCAAACGUCAAAAAACAUAA